AUGCGGAACCGCUACAUCGCAGCGCUACUUCUGCUCAGCAGCGGUAGCAAUGUCCUUGCGAAGCAGCGCACGACAGACGAAUUUACUUUCAGCUGCGAUCCGUUGACGACUCAACUGUCCGACCCGAUAGUCGCGCCGGGGAAGCCAUCUACGCAUACACAUGUUGUUACUGGGGGGACAGCAUUCCAGCGAACAAUGAAUGAGAGCACAGCGCAGAAUGCAAAGGGGACGACGUGCGAAGUGGAUAUUGAUAGGAGUAAUUACUGGGUUCCGCAGCUUUAUCAUCGCAUGAGGAAUGGGUCAUUUGAGCUCGUGGAGUAUCAGUCCAGUAGUAUUUAUUACUUUGAUCGAGCGUGUAAUUAUACGGCCGGUGCUACGGAUUGUGAUGAGAAGCUGGUUCCAUUAGCACCGCCGAAAGGUCUGCGCAUGCUUGCUGGGGAUCCGAGUCUUCGGAAUUAUAAUGAUUCGAAUUGGUCUCAGCGUGCCAUCAGUCAUAUGUGCAUUGGCAAAGAUGGAAGCUCGAAUGAGACAAAAGGCUUGCCUCAGCAGCCUUGUGAAAUGUUGAGGUCGCAGGUUUUUAUGCCCUCCUGCUGGGAUGGAGAGAACCUGGACAGCUCAGAUCAUAAGAGUCAUAUGGCGUAUCCCGAUACUGGAGACUAUAACAAGGGUGUUUGUCCCAAGUCUCAUCCCGUUGCGAUAUAUUCCAUCUUUCUGGAAUUCUUUUUCAACACAGCACCCCAUCCAGAUUACAAGAACUGGAUAUAUGCGACAGGUGAUAAAACCGGAUACGGCUUGCACGGAGAUUUCAUGUACGGUUGGACAGACCAGGUCGCCUUGCAGCAAGCUAUAGACACCUGUACCGGUCCACAAGGAUUGACCGACCCAGACUGCUCGAUAACGAGGAACCAAACAAGAGACUUGGCCCCGAUGCCGCAGCCAUUGGAUGUUCCUGCACCGAAAGACAACAUCGGUCAACAUGGCCCCGUUAAUAGAUUGCCCGGUCACCGUAACUGGGCGACUAAGCAUAACAAUUCGACAUUGCAUGGGUGAGCUAGGCCUGCAUACGUCGACAUCGAGUUCGUGUAUAUAGCUUUGAUGAGAUGACGUAGUAUCGACAUUAGAUUGCACACAUUUCCGCGACUGUAAACUGCCGAUAUUUGGAUG
Aspergillus costaricaensis CBS 115574 is the source of this 1164-nucleotide messenger RNA. Its product is annotated as DUF1996 domain-containing protein. Lineage: Eukaryota; Fungi; Ascomycota; Eurotiomycetes; Eurotiales; Aspergillaceae. The transcript is spliced from 4 exons. The coding region runs from base 1 to 1050 and encodes 349 amino acids. The record is from RefSeq and is a predicted model, not a curated record.